AUGUCUGUGAUAAGUGAACAUGAGGUGAAAUUAUCAAGUUAUGAUAAAUUAGAAGGAUGUGUAAAAUCGGAAUGUGGAGGUGAGAUUUUGGUUAAAACAUGAUUUUAAGGCGAUUUUUGAAUAGGGCCCAGAAUCCAAAAAGCCUGUGAUCUAUUUAGUUUUCCGAAGGUCCUAUUCAAAAAAAAUUCUGAUUUUUUAGGAUGCAAGGGAAGUCGGAUGUAUUAUUGUUAUGAUUGUCGAACACCGAUGCCUGGAGUAUUUAUGCCAAGUGUAAAAGUGAGUUGGGGCAGAUUUGGGAAAACAUUGGAAUUCUUAAAAAAGAAAAUGUUUGGGUUUCAAAUAAUGUUCUUUCGAAUCUGCCAGAAUCCGCUAAAAACUCAGAUUUUUAAAGGAAAAAGUAUAAUUUUCCAGUCUGAAACAUACAAAGUUCCGUCAAAUAUCAACUCUUCCUCCCAUCCUCCUAAAAUUCUUAUUUUUCAGCUUCCCUGCUUAGUCGAUAUAAUCAAACAUCCAAUGGAAAAGAAUAGCAAAUCAUCAGCUUUGCAUUGCAAAAUUUUGGCGCCAUCUCAAACUAGAGUCAUUUUUUUCCUUUUCCCAAUUUCCUGUCCAAUUCCAAUUUCCUCAUUUUUUCAGGUUUUCGACCACCCAAAUGUUCAUGAUUAUAGAAAAGAUUCGGAAGAUGAUAGGAGGUAUACGGUAGGUAUUUUUAUUUGAAAAAUUUUAUAUUUUCAAGUUGAAACAUUUCAGGCUGUGGUAUUUCCUAGCAAAUCAGCUAUUAGUGUUGAAGAAUUUGUGAAACAACGGGGAGAUAUCCGAAGAAUUGUGGUUUUGGAUUGCACGUGGUUUCAAGUUGGGAAAAUGCAAAAAACACCAGAAAUUGAAGGUAGGUCUUUUAUUUCAGUUAAACAAUUUAAAAAAACGAAUUUUCUAGCAAUCAUUGCACAAGAGAAGUAUCGAAGAAACUUAGAAAAUUUGACCUGAGAUUUCAAAAAAAUGUUUUUCAAACAAUUAAAUAAAACAUUACACAUUUCAGAAUUAUUCUAUGCAUUUGUGUUCUCAAAAUUUUUUUAAUUUCUCGAAAAAAAAUUUAAUUGGGUAAAUUUGAAUUAAAAAAAAAAACAAAUAAAUCUUUUUUAAAGUUUAUCUUAAUCUUCGGAAAGCGGGAAACAAUUUCUCUCCAAUUUUCCUUCAUUUUUUGCAGGCCUCCAACACAUUUGCCUUCAACAAUAUCGCACCGCAUUUUGGCGACCUCAACACAAUGUUCCAGAUACUGGUUUGGCUACAAUCGAGGCAAUUUAUUAUACAUUACGAGAAUAUUAUGAAUUGGGAUUGCGAAAAAAGUAUGCGGGAGAAUUUGACGAUUUAUUAUAUUGGUUUUUUCACACAAAACAUUUGGUCGACGAAAAACAACGAGAAUAUCAGAGAAAAUUGAAGCUGAAAGAUGUUUGA
Caenorhabditis angaria is the source of this 1449-nucleotide messenger RNA. Lineage: Eukaryota; Metazoa; Nematoda; Chromadorea; Rhabditida; Rhabditidae. The record is from the annotation of a GenBank genome assembly.